AUGGACCCACAUCACUACUUCCUCCUGCGAUUUCUUGUCUUCACAGCAUCAAUCUUCCUCCUGCUCUUCUUGCCACAUAGUCUUGAGCCGCUCAAAACCUUCGUCGUGCUUAUCUUGCACUGCUGUUGCUGCUUUCACGCCGACCCCUCACGCAACCUUACCCAACCCAACUCCGACGCCCUCUUGUCGUGGCGUCCAGGAGCUUUCGGCGUGGUGUGCGCGGGCGUACACAAGGUUACCGGGGAGGUGGUGGCGGUGAAGCAGAUACCUCGCCGGCUCAUGUCGACGCCGCGGCUCCAGGCGGAGGUUGACAUGCUGCGGAUGGCCGGGCAGCACAAGAACGUGGUCGGUUUCCGAGAUCUCUUCUCCGACGACAACUUCUACUACAUCGUCAUGGAGUUCGCCACCGGAGGAGAGCUGUUUGACCGGCUCGUGACAAAGGGGGCACACAGCGAGCACGACGCCGCGAGCCUCCUGAGGGAGGUGGUGGACGCGGUGGCCUACCUGCACGGGCACUCGAUCAUCCACUUCGACAUCAAGCCAGAGAACAUCCUGCUCCACGAUGCAGAUACCGACGACAUCGACGUGAGGCUGGUGGAUUUUGGGUCGGCUUUCGUCGUAGGCGCGACUGGAGAGAGCGGUCCCAAGAACGAUAGCGGGACCAUCGCGUACAGCGCGCCCGAAGUCCUUCGCGGGCAGUCAGUUAGCACGGCGGCGGACAUGUGGAGCCUCGGGGUAGUGCUGUACAUCCUGCUCAGCGGCUUCCACCCGUUCGACCUCGAGGGUGGCGCGAAUGACGCUGACGUCAGGAGAAAGGUUCUGGCCAGAGAGCUCACGUUCGAGUCUGCUCACUGGUCCGGCAAGGAAGGGGCGGUGGACCUCAUCAAUCAGCUGCUGGACUCGGACCCCAAGCGCAGGCCCACGGCCGAGGCCGUACUCGCGCACCCCUGGAUGCAGAAGACGGCCAACCUCAGCCGCCGGCCGAUGGUCCACGCCGCGGAGAACCUGAGGGGCUUCCACCGGGGACGCAUGCAGCUGAAGGCGUGCCUGCUGGCGGUGAUGUCUGGGCUGGCGAGCCCCGAGACGUACGGCCACGACCCCAAGUCUACGGUCGGCAGCCGGACGGGGGCUUUGAAGUGGAUGGACCAGGAUAGACGUGGAAGGAAGAAGGGUUACCUGUCGGCCGCCGAUCUGGACAAGGCGCUCAAGAUGCUGGGGGAGAACCUGAACGAUCGGGAGAUCCUGCGCAUGAUGCAGGCGUCUACUGGCCACCCGGGCACCGAGCACGCACCUCGCGUCAUGUACGAGGACUUCAUGAAGCUCGUGCCUCCGCUCUGUCCGUCACAGGUCUUCAAGGGGGGUGCCACGAUCUACACCGAGGGCGAGAUCGACCGUAACUUUUACCUCAUCAACCAGGGAGAGGUUCUCCUAGAGGUCGAAGGCGUAUCGGCGAAAAAGAGGGGACGGCUGUGGGGAAGAAGCACGGCGCAGUCGGAGAGAGACGGCGAAGACUUCGUGGUGAACCUGGAGACUUUGAAGAGAGGGAGUUCCUUCGGCGAGGCGGAGCUGCUGGCCGCUGCCGAAGCCGAGGAAGGGCUCGCCGCCGCCGCCGCCGCCCUCAAGCACCGGCAAAAUUCCCAGAAGACGGAGCGGCUCAAGUCGAUGGGCAGGGCGACGGCGGCCAAGCAGCAGCAGCAGCAGCCGAAGGAGCCUGCGGGGAUGCUCGUGUCCGCGGCGGGGGUCAGUAGCGAGGGUGUUAAGCCGACGGCUAUCGCCGUGGAGAAGUCUCUGCCCGCGAGAAAGAGGACGCCGGGGGAGGAGUACGGCAGGGGGCCGGCUAGGGGGGGGGGAGUGGCGAGGGCGGUGAGGGCGGUGUGCGUGUCGGAGGAGGACUGCGAGGUGAUGGCAGUGCCGCGACAUCUGUUCGCGAACCUGCUGGACGAGCUGGGAGGGGUGCGGCGAAAGCUCGAGGGGCAGGCGAAAGCGCGAGCGGCGAGAGGACUGAACCGUCUCAUCGAAGAAAACACCCUCCCGGGGAGCCGCGAGAAGUUGGUUCCCGCGUCCACCGACGUCUGGCCUCCGCCCACCCCAAAGGGCGGCGGCGGGCGAGACUUGGACGCGCCGGACAUGAGCGGCAUCUCGGGCAGCAGCGGGAUGGGGGAGACGCGGAGAGUGAGCCGGAGGGACGCGCCGACGGUGCUCCUUUUCCGGGAAGGGUCGGCCGCGGUGACGCUAUCGGACGGCACGAGGAUGAAGGUCGGGGCAGGUGAGGUGCUCGUCUGCGGCGUACCGAGGAGGGGCAUUCCCCGCAUCACCAAAGUCACCUCCGACACCAAGGCGAAGGUGGUGGAGGUGCCGCUGGAGUCCUUCCGAAAGGGAGGCCUGUUCUCCUCGCCCGCCGCCCUCGACGCCUUCUUGCGCGUGCUGAGUGUCGGCUUCCACGACGUGAGCGAAUAAUUGUCUCGCCGGGUCUCGGGCAACGGUCGGCCGGACGCGUCCGUCCGUCCGUCCGUCUUUUGGGGGGCUCCGGCGCGUUUUUGCGCUUGCUGAGCGUGGGGCUUCCAUGGACGUUGAAGCGAAAAUUCUCGAUCUCGGCGACAGGCGGAGGCGAGUGCGUGUGUGCGGUUUCCAGGAGCCGGGGUACGACCACAGCGUCUGCUUUGCGGACGUCGUCGCCCCCCCCCUGGAGUCAAGCGCGCGGCUGUUGUACCCUACCACGUUGCGUCGAAUCUGCGGCAUCCGUUCUAGUGUCGAAACGGCAGACUACGAAAAUGUCUGGUCGAACCGAAAAGUGUGUACUGCUUUGUGGUAAGCAGCAGGAGCUGGUCUUGGAGGGAGGAAGGCUUAUAUGGCGGGAAAGAAAAUUCUUGUUUUUUUUUUUUUUCGGCGGCGGCGGUGGCAGGCGGCGGCCGUUUCGUCUUGGACACGAAACGGCCAACACUGAACCGGCACAUACAUGAGACCCUCUCUCGAGACUACUCGAGCGCUGUGCCUGGUUGAUGAUUGCGGAGGGCGGGAGAGGCAGUCGACCGAGCAGGGAGCAAAGAGAGCAUAAUAGCCGACCUGAAUGCGAAGGCGGCGGUUAGCCAAGGCGGCCGGCUUCAAGUGUGACGGCAAACUGUCCUUUCAGCGAGAAGGCGUUAUUGGGCAGGAAGGACACCACCAGUUGAAAAGAGAGAGAGGGAGAGAGAGAGAGAGCCGCGGCUAUGUUAAGCCCACGUGGCGGCGGCGGUGUCGUAGCGAACCAAACUAGUUGGACGUACUACUUUGAAGCAGCACUUGGGGGGGGGGGGAAGGGAGAGAAGCAGUGGCAAGGCGCCCGCUCGGCGAGGCUCACACGAAAGGGGCAAAGCGAAGCGGACCGAGGCCGUGGCUGUUCGGGCUGGUGGCUUUAUUGUAGUCUUUCCUGAGCGCGUUGGCCUGCCCAGGAGGUCCUAGAAAACGCGGGUUGCCGGGGUUGUUGGGGUCGUUUCCGGGAGCAGUGAUACGAGAGAGGCCUACAGGAGGAGUGGGGGGAAGGGAUGACAACAGCAUGUACAGGUUAAAGCACACCUUGUAUUCAGGGUGGAUGACGACGAUACGGGGAGGCGGGGUGGGGGUGAUGGUGGUGGUAGCGGAGGACAACACGACGUGCGCGCGUAGAUAGUUGUUGAAACCCCGUCCUCUUUAGUGUUUUCGCUUUUUAGAUCCGCGAUGAUGGGCUUGUUUUUGAGGCAGUUCCUCAUGGGGCUGGCUGUGUCCGGUGUUCGUGCGUCAGACAGAGCAAAGAGAAUGAAGGCGAGGCACCCCUUUUUGCAUGGCGCACGUGUUGCCCACCACCAUGAUGCCCGAGCAAGGCCCAAGCCGGUGUGCAUGCGUUUUUUUUUUUUUUUUGAUGAAGAGAAAAGAGGUCGGAGAGGACUAGACUUGAGUCCGAUCAAGCGGGGGUAUACACACAGAUACAACCGUUGUACGGCGCGUUUGUUUUGCUGUGUUGUUCCCUGUGGUUUGUUCCGGUUCUUCGGGAACUUGUGGGACCCCGCUGCUAUUCUACCGCUUUUUUUUUGUUGUUUGUUGGUGUUGCAUGUUCUUAGAUCAACUCUUUUGGGAGCCCGCGGAGCGAGCGGUGGCAGGGCGCCGAUUCUGCUUCGCUGGUCCGGGGUGCGCAUUUUUGGGCCCUUCUUUUUUUUGUUAGUUUCUUGGUCCCCUCUCAGCGCUUGGAAGAGCCGCGUGUAAGUUGUGGCACCCGCGCCAACUUGCCAUAGCUUUGGGAAACGUACUACUUUUGGUAUCGGAAAAUCGGACCAUUUCUUCACUGCUUUCUCGGGGAGUUCGAUUCGAGUGGGGAGGCCGGUGUUGAUGUAGCAGGCAAGAGCAAGGGCGGGGCGGACGGAACCAUGAAUGAAGACAGAGAGAUUGUGAACGGUUGCGCUGACUCGUGGGAGGUGAUGGGAUACUGUGCAGGUACAGACAGACAUGAGGCGGUGGGUACGAAAGUUGCUCCGCCUUUCUUUGCGUGCGUACGUACGUACGUACGUUGUCGGGAAUAGGUAAAGCAGGAAAUAAUGCGUUCGUUCGCUGUACGUAUUUCCUUCAUGAUGAAAUGGUGAAUGUCGCAGCUAGCUGCGGGUGAGAAAAGACGCGUAUAUUUUAAACUUGUUUGGUAGGAAUUUUUUAUAUGUUUUCUAGACAACAAAGUAAAAGGAGGGCGGGGGGGAUUUUUUCGUUGUUCUUGUUUGGUGCGUUUUUGUCGCCUCUCCAAGCGCUCCUACUUUCUUUCAUUCCCCCCGUCCCAUCAGGGUCGGUCGUAUUUUUGUGGUGGUUGGAUGAUGGGCAUGUGUGAUGUGUGCUGCUGCUGCUGCUGCUGUCAGGACUUCCUUGGUUGCUUGCGCCUUUUAGGCGGGAGAAGUUCUAAUAUUAGGUGGUGUUGUUUUUUGACGCGCGAAUACAGACGACGAAGAAAAAAAAAUGAAAACUGCUGGUUGCCUUGGU
Ectocarpus siliculosus is the source of this 4971-nucleotide messenger RNA. The record is from the annotation of a GenBank genome assembly. Lineage: Eukaryota; Phaeophyceae; Ectocarpales; Ectocarpaceae.